Molecule: messenger RNA, 4576 nt
Organism: Achroia grisella
Lineage: Eukaryota; Metazoa; Arthropoda; Insecta; Lepidoptera; Pyralidae
Gene: GABA-B-R1
Product: gamma-aminobutyric acid type B receptor subunit 1
Exons: 16
Coding region: 234-3074 (946 amino acids)
Biological process (GO): G protein-coupled receptor signaling pathway; gamma-aminobutyric acid signaling pathway
Cellular component (GO): membrane; G protein-coupled receptor heterodimeric complex
Molecular function (GO): G protein-coupled GABA receptor activity
Source: RefSeq, a predicted model, not a curated record
UAAUAGCCACGAGGAUUUUUCAUUAUGAAAUUAUAAGUGUUAAAGUACCAGUGGCGGGAAACGGUUUUGAUAUCUCGCUUGACGUGUUGUGUCCUAUGUGUACAUAGAGCGAGAGGAGCCGUCUGCCCUGGAGGGCGGCCGACAUGCUGGAUUCGUCUUGAAUCGAUAUUUUUGGAGCGUUGUAGAGCAGAAACCAUGAGGUUCCAAGCUCAAUAAAGGAAUGGCGAUGGAAAAUGAUAGAGGUGACCAAUGACAGCCUGUCCCCGCCGCGAGCGAUGACCCUGCAACGCGCUGGGGGUCGUCCGGGACCCGCGGCGGCGGGGCCCGCCCUGUGUGACGCGCCCCACAAUCCACCCCUAAUGCCAUAUUUUAUAGAAAAUUUCACGCUUAUUAGGCUAUGUCUACAAUCUCUACGGGUGAUAUCAUAUUUAUAUCAAAAUGCCAACACCUACAUCCCGCGAGUGCGCGCGAACUUAAAUUUUUCAAAGCGUCCUCUAGUCAAAUUAAAAGCUGCUGUGAGUAAUGUAUUUAGUUUUCGAACUAGGACAGUGUACUGUGAUGUUAAAUCAUUAUUAGUGAAAACGUUAGUGCAAUUAUUCGUUGUUGCCAAGUGGGUUGUGCUUGUGUCUGUGGGGCGAAUGCGAUGGAGUGGAAGACGAGGCGGAGGGAGCAGGCGGGCGCGGGCGCUGCUCCUGCUGUGGUUGAGCGGUUACAGCCGAUACAGUGAGGGUAGACGGGACAACGACUUACACAUUGGAGGAAUCUUUCCCAUGGAAGGUGAAGGUGGCUGGCAAGGAGGCCAAGCGUGCAUGCCUGCCGCGGAACUCGCACUGGCCGAUGUCAAUGCACGAUCAGAUUUAUUAUCUGGCUUCAAGUUGCUACUGCACAGCAAUGAUAGUAAGUGCGAACCAGGUCUGGGCGCGAGUGUCAUGUACAAUCUACUUUACAAUCCACCACAAAAGUUGCUGCUACUCGCCGGUUGCUCGACUGUUUGCACGACUGUUGCUGAAGCGGCAAAAAUGUGGAAUCUUAUGGUUUUAUGCUACGGUGCAUCAUCGCCUGCAUUAUCAGACCGAGCCCGCUUCCCCACUCUAUUCCGGACUCAUCCCUCAGCAACGGUGCAUAACCCCACGAGAAUCAAACUUAUGCAGAAGUUCGGAUGGUCACGCAUAGCUAUAUUACAGCAGGCAGAAGAAGUAUUUAUAUCUACUGUUGAAGAUCUGGAGGCCCACUGCAAAAAAGUCGGCAUUGAAAUCGUCACAAGACAGUCGUUCCUGUCAGAUCCUGCGGAUGCUGUCCGCAACCUUCGACGCCAGGAUGCGCGCGUCAUUGUAGGCCUAUUCUACGUGGUAGCAGCUCGUCGGGUCCUCUGUGAAGUCUACAAACAUCGACUUUAUGGAAAAUCCUAUGUAUGGUUUUUUAUAGGCUGGUAUGAAGACAACUGGUUUGAGACGAAUUUAGAACGAGAAGGAAUUGAGUGCACCGUGGAGCAAAUGCGGGAGGCAGCAGAAGGUCACCUAACAACAGAAGCCCUUAUGUGGAACCAGAAUGCUAACCAGACUACUAUCUCUGGGAUGACGUCAGAAGAUUUUCGAUCUCGACUGAAUGAAGCUUUACGCGAAGCUGGCUACGACAUCGACGGCGAAAGAUUCCCAGAGGGAUACCAGGAAGCGCCUUUAGCCUACGACGCUGUUUGGGCUGUUGCUUUAGCAUUUAAUAAAACUAUGGAAAAAUUAGAGAAAAAUGGAUUAAGCUUAAAAAAUUUUACGUACACAAACAAGAAGAUAGCUGACGACAUCUACGAGGCAAUAAAUUCGACAUCAUUUCUUGGAGUAUCGGGUCUCGUGGCAUUCUCGUCUCAAGGCGACAGGAUAGCGUUAACUCAAAUAGAGCAACUAACUGACAAUCAUUAUGUUAAGCUCGGUUACUACGAUACUCAAGCUGAUAACCUCACAUGGCUGGACAGGGAGCGGUGGGUCGGUGGUAAAGUACCCCCGGACAGAACUGUUGUAGUGAACGAGCUGCGAACUGUGUCUCUGCCGUUGUUUGCUUGUAUGACUGCACUAUGUAUCGCUGGUAUUUUAGCAGCAAUCGGAUUAAUUGUCUUCAACAUCAUGCACAGGCACAGGAGGGUUAUACAAUGGUCUCACCCAGCGUGCAACACGGUCAUGUUAUGUGGGUGCUGUAUAUGCUUAAGUGCAGCAGUGGCUUUAGGAGUAGAUGGACGCUGGGUACAGCCCCAACAUUUCUCUGGUCUCUGCGCAGCAAGGGCUUGGUUACUAGCGACUGGUUUCUCUAUGGCUUACGGAGCUCUAUUCACCAAAGUCUGGCGAGUACACAGACAUACCACUAAACCUAAAGUGGAAACAAAGAAACGUAUGCAUGGUUGGAAACUUUAUACAAUGGUGGGCGGACUACUAGUGGUGGAUGCCGCGUUACUAACAGCAUGGCAGUUACGUGACCCGCUUCAGCGGCGAGUCGAAAUAUUCCCUUUAGAAGCACCACGGCAUCACGACGAUGAUGUACACAUUCGCCCAGAAUUAGAACACUGCGAGAGCGAACACAACACGGUUUGGCUAGGUGUUAUGUACGGGUAUAAAGGACUCGUGUUGGUUUUUGGUUUGUUUCUCGCUUAUGAAACACGCUCAGUAAAAGUGAGGCAAAUAAACGACUCGCGGUACGUGGGCAUGAGCAUUUACAACGUCGUGGUACUGUGUCUAAUCACCGGGCCUGUGACUUUGGUCAUAGCGAGUCAACAGGAUGCCGCAUUCGCCUUCGUGUCCCUGGCUAUAGUUUUUUGUUGUUUUCUCAGCAUGGCUCUCAUAUUUAUCCCUAAGGUGAUAGAGGUGAUCCGCCAUCCAACUGAGAGAGCUGAAAGCGGUCGAGGGUCUGGUUCAGGAUCGGCCCCAGCUGAUGAAGAGCGGUAUCGGGAGCUCGUGAAAGAAAAUGAAGAACUGCAGAAGCUCAUCGCACAGAAAGAAGAGCGGAUUCGGGUGCUGAAACAGAAACUAGCAGAGCGAGAAGCGGCGGCGGCGGAUGGCGUGACGCAAGAUGUUCAGGACGAACACAUCUGAUCUCCCAAGGCAAUCUUCGGUAGACACGUAGAUUAAUAUAGCAUAAUUUAACAUUGACUAGAUUCUGAUGAACAGCGCUGUAGUGACUUUCUUUAUAUUAAUUAUAAGAGAUAAAAGUGUUCUUAUACGAUUAGAAAACUUGGUAAUUACAUAUUAUAAUGUAAUUUCAAAGCAAAAAGUUAGAUGUAUUUAUUUGGUAAACAUAAUUUAUUCUAAAAUUUAUUAUAAACGUACCUAAGUGAUCUGUUGAACAGUGUUUAUGUUGUCCUAUGAGAAAUUUUAUAUCUAUCUCUACUUGAGUUAUUAAUUGUUGAUCAAAAGGAGCACAUGCAAAUAAAAGUUACAAGUAGCUACAUAUACUUAAAAUCGUACUUUUACUGCGAUUUAUUGUUAAUUGAGGAAUAUUUCUCAAUACGUCACUGAAUAUGAUUAUUUUCAGUGAAAUAUUAUUCAUGGUUAAAUUUAAUAGCUUUUUGUUCUGUACUUUUGUAUGUAUAUCUUAAAACUAGAUAGAUUUUGAACGAAAUCAAUUAAUAGAAAAUUACUUAUUAAAUAAAUUAGAUAUUUCCACUUAGCUGGUGUAAAUUGUAUGCCUCAUACUGAUCACUAACAUUGUUUAUUAAAAUUGCAGAAUCUUACGUUUUUCUUGUCACAUUUUUUUAUCAAAAUAAUGUGAAUUCUUUUACAUAUCACAAACAAUAAUAAUAAAGUUAAAAAAUAUAUACCCACUUGUACAAAACACAACUGUUACAAUUAUUCAAUUAUACAAGGUUCUUACUGGAAAUUAAAAUUAAAUUUUGGCUCAAUUACAGUGAUAUUGGAUGCCAAACGAUAUGUAAAUAUACAAACUUUACAACUCAAUAAAUAUUUUGAUUGUCCGUUAUUUAAAAUAGUCUAUGUAUUUGUAACAAGAUCUAAAAAUAGAUACGCCGUCUGUUAUUAGUUAUUAUACAAAAAAGGUUAGUUAGAUUAUACAGAUGUUACAGCACUGCCAAUUGAAUAAUAUACUUACUUAAGUAGUCGAAAUAUUGUACCUACCUAAGUGACAAAUCUAGAACUAGUUGUUACUGUUAGAAUGUUUCAUAGUAUUUAUUUCAACGUAUUUGGCACGUAAGUCAAUGUAUUAGUUCAAUUAUUUACUUUAUGUAAAUACAUUUUUAUCUCGGUCCACGCUUAGAUAUAUAUUUCCUAUAUUAUUUUUGGGAAAGUUAUAAAAAAUAAAUGUAAUAAUUACUUAAGAUUUAGAACUAUAAUGGCAUAAAUAAUUACAAUACAUAAUACAGGUUUAAUCUAUAGUAUUCUAUACGGCUAGACCAACCACACAGUUGAAAUUAAACCAGAUGUUCAAUUUCAUGAAACUGAACGGAUUUAUUGUUUCUGUGAAGUAACGAAUUGAAUUUGUAAUAAAAAUUCUAUAAGAUUAUUGGAUUAAUAAUAACCAACAGUAAUAAUAUCGGCAUUACUCGUUCUAACAUAAUAAUAUUUAACAACAAUAUACUUCU